Molecule: messenger RNA, 2049 nt
Organism: Condylostylus longicornis
Lineage: Eukaryota; Metazoa; Arthropoda; Insecta; Diptera; Dolichopodidae
Product: facilitated trehalose transporter Tret1
Exons: 12
Coding region: 92-1975 (627 amino acids)
Biological process (GO): transmembrane transport
Cellular component (GO): membrane
Molecular function (GO): transmembrane transporter activity
Source: RefSeq, a predicted model, not a curated record
GAAUAAUUAUAAAUUACAUGAUUUUCCGAUUAAAACACAUAAAAGAGAAACAGUUAUUGAAAUAUUAUAUUGAAAAUAAUUAAGUCUAAAAAUGUCAGAAAAUAUAUGUAACAGAAAUAUUUUAGAUAUUGCUAAUAAAACACCUCAAUUAAGUGAUCAUCAAUUAUCAUUUAUGAACAAUGAAACAGAGCCAAUAUCGAAAUUUCGAAGAGCUUUACCGCAAUUCAUAGCUGUAUCAGUUAAUAAUGUGAUCUUGAUUGUUUAUGGAAUGGUAUUGGGUUUUCCAAUUGUAAUAAUACCGGCCAUUCAAUUGGGUCACAACUAUAGAAACAAUGAUUUAUUUCUCAAUAAAGAUGAAAUUAUUUGGCUGAGCACGAUCAGUUUAACAUGUGUUCCUUUUGGUUCCAUUGUAUCUGGAUUCUAUUGUGAAUAUAUUGGAAAGAAAAGAGGUUUACAGCUGAUUAAUAUACCAAUAAUAAUAUCGUUUUUAUUAUACCAUUUUGCAACAACUCCAGAACAUUUAUAUUUGGCAUUGGGAUUAUCAUCAUUAAGCUGCGGUCUAAUUGAAACACCAAUAAUAUUAUAUAUUGCUGAAACAGUAGAACCAAAAUAUCGUGGUUGUUUAAUUGCAUCAGGUUCCAUUUUUAUAUUACUUGGAAUAAUUUUUCAAUAUUAUAUUUGCUCGAUUUUACAUUGGAGAAUGGUUGCUGCAAUUUUAACUUUGUUUCCUGUAAUAUCAAUAAUAUUAUUAUUUUUUAUACCAGAAACUGCAGUUUGGCUAAUUCGUCAAAAUAAUUUAUUAGAAGCUAUAAAAUCUUUGAGAUGGUUUCGUGGCUGGGUUUCUGAAAAUAUGAUCGAAAGAGAAUUUUUAGAAAUUUAUGAUAGAAUCAAUAAAUGCCACCUAAUCAAUAGCAAAAAUAUAGAAGAAAAAAGGAAUGCCUUGAAUUGUUAUAUACAAAAACUGACGAUUUUAAAACGCAAGAUUUUAUGGUAUCCUUUUAUGUUAAUAUUAUUUAUAUUCUUUGUUGGGCAUUUUUCUGGUAAGACACCGUUGCGCACUUAUAUUGUUCAAAUAUUUCAUACACUGAAAGCGCCUUUAAAAAAAUAUGAAGCAACUAUGUUAUUAAAUUUAUUUGAAAUAUUAGGUGCUUCAUUUUGUGUUGUUUUAUUGCAAUAUAUUGGAAAACGUAAAUUAAUAUUUAUUUCGAGUAUAGGUACAGCGAUUUGUUUUUUUGGAGCUGCAACAUAUUCUUAUUUUUUAUAUAAGAUACCAGGUUAUUCUGUUGACAACGUUGUUAGUGAUGUAGCUCAAAUUCCAAACCAAAAUAUUAUUACAAUUAAAAAUAUAACAGAAAUUUUCAACCAUAAUUCUGAGCAUCAAUUAGGAAAGAAUAAAAACACAGAAGUAGAAUCAAGAGAAAAUUAUGAUUUUUCAACGAAUUUAUACAACACUACCAAUAUAACAAUUGGAGAAUAUCCUAUUGAAACUGAAAGAAAAUAUGAUUACAAUAACGAAAUUAACAUGCAAAAGGAAGAAUUAUUUGAUGGAUUGGUAAAGAUAACUGAGAAUGAAAAGGGACGAUUAACAAUCCAAAUUCCAAAACAAGAAGAAAAUAAUUUACUUUUUCUUCCCUUAAUUUUACUUUUUAGUGCAGUUUUCUUUGCUCAUAUUGGAAUAAAAACUAUUCCAUGGAUAUUAAUUGGAGAAAUAUUCCCAGAGGAGAUACGAAGUUAUGUGGCCGGUUUAACAAGUGGAUUUGGAUUCUUUUUUGGUUUUCUUGCUAAUUAUUUCUUUCUAGAUAUGGUUAACUAUUUGAGUAUAACUGGAACAUUUCUUUUUUUUUCUGUUAUAGCAAUAUAUGGCACAACAAUUUUAUAUUUUACUCUGCCAGAAACAGAAAACGAAUCUUUAAAAGAUAUUGAAAUCUAUUUCCAAUGCAACGAAUUUUUACAUUUACAUAAUAUACGCAAAUAAAGUGUUAAGUUUUCCAAAGAUAAAAUUUUUAAGACUUAAAAUUUUGUAAGAGAAAAUUAAAAAAUAAUUAUAAA